CGACGAUGGGACUCAAAGAGUUUCUGUGCUCCGUUUGCUGCUGCCGGUGCUCCGGGGCCGUGAAGACACAAGCAAAGCAACCGCUGGUCAGGUAUGACAGAAAGAAGAUAGUGUACAACACACUGGCAAGUACCAGCGACCAUGAAAGGAACUUAUGGAGUUCUCCACGUGACUCAUCUCACACAAAAUCAGAUGAUGAUUGGGAACUGUUUAAUCUGCUUACAAAAAGAAAGCUAGCAGACAAAGAUUCAGAGGAGUGGCAGAAACUUAACUAUGACAUACACACUUUACGGCAGUCUCGGUGACAGCUGAGAAACCACUGGAAACAGAUCUUGGAAGAUUUAGGUUUUCAGAAUGAAGUGGAUAUUUUGCUUUCUGUGACCGAAUCGAGUACAAUCCACUCUCAGAACCUGUACACAGCCCAAGGGAUGUUACAAAGACUGACAGAAGAGACCAGCAUUUUCCCCAAUGAAUGUCAAGUGCCAGAGAGAUAUCUCUUUGUACUGGACCGGCUGCUGGCCCUCGAUGCUGCUGAGGAUUUCUGUAGGAAGGCUAGACAGAGAUACCCCAAGAACGAUGGAUAGACCCUCCCUGCGGAUACGCCAGGAAUUGUGGGCCACACAACUGUCUGACUUUCCAAAGUUCGUUCGAGGGAAGCUACCUCUCUGCUUGAGUUAAGGCACACCUGGUCCCGCCUGGCCAAGUGCUCUACAGGAAGGUCAUAACAAACAUCAACUGGCUGGAUACAAAUUAAAAUACUUCAGAAUGCUAGAAAUCUGAAUCAGAGACAGAAAAUGCUAGGAAUACUCAACAGGUAUGGCAGCACCCUGUGAAGAGGGAAACAGAGUUAACGUUUUAAGUCAGUGACCUUUCAGCAGCUGCUGGACCAUUGCUUUGAACUUGUAAACCAUUCUAAAGUGACAGACCAUGACGCUGGUUUACUCAUCCUUACCACUGUCUUUUGAAUGUUUGUCUCUCUCUGUGACCUGGAUCUCACCGCUGCCACCUCCCUACUGAACCUAAAGGUUUGGUCACAGGUACAAAUUGGGAGGAAUUUGCCUUUGAAUUUGGACUCACACCCAUCCUGCGUUUCCACAGGGAAGGACAAUUGCAGCAGAUA
This is a messenger RNA of Carcharodon carcharias (great white shark), 1120 nucleotides long. Its product is annotated as melanoregulin-like. The record is from RefSeq and is a predicted model, not a curated record. Gene Ontology annotation, biological process: melanocyte differentiation; melanosome transport. NCBI's taxonomy places the organism in Eukaryota, Metazoa, Chordata, Chondrichthyes, Lamniformes, Lamnidae. The transcript is spliced from 5 exons. Gene Ontology annotation, cellular component: melanosome.